Molecule: messenger RNA, 2555 nt
Organism: Malania oleifera
Lineage: Eukaryota; Viridiplantae; Streptophyta; Magnoliopsida; Santalales; Ximeniaceae
Product: HIPL1 protein-like
Exons: 7
Coding region: 356-2440 (694 amino acids)
Source: RefSeq, a predicted model, not a curated record
UGCCUCAAUCUUUGUUAAAAGCUCUGCGCUCUUGCUCAAAAGAAAAUGUCAAAUGCUUGAGAAAGGGAGAGAGAGGAGUGAGAGUUUAAAAAUUCUUGCUUGAAGCUGGCUGCGCUACAGAUUAAAGGGUUGAUGGGAAGAUGGACAAAUAGCAGAGGGAAAUAUAGAGAGGAGAGCAGUUGUUGAAGGGCUUGAAGUUCAAAACACAUAAAGCUUUUCCUCUGAAGAUGAUCCUAUUUUGUUUCCUUAUGCCAAACCAACAGUUUUCAUUUCUAGGACUCCUUUGGAGGGGAUAAUAGGAGGAGUGUAAUACUGUUAUUGCUGUAUUUUUUUUGUUUCCAGUCCUUUUGAAGUGAUGGGUUGUGCUCUGUUCAUAAUCCUUCUGCUUUGUAACGUUCUUCUGCUUCUUGAUCCUUCGUUUUCACAUCCUUCUUGCACAAAUUCAAGAGCGCCUUUUAUUUCAAAUGCCCCUUUGGAUUUCUGUCCUUACAAUGGAAGCUUAUGCUGCAACUCAACUCAAGAUUCACAAUUGCAGAAGCAGUUUCAAGCCAUGAAUGUCUCUGAUCCUGGAUGCGCUUCUCUUCUUAAAUUAAUCCUCUGUGCGAGAUGUGAUCAAUUUUCAGAAGAGUUGUUCAGAGCUGAUUCCAUACCUCAGCUAGUUCCUGUACUCUGCAACUCUACCAUUUCUGCCAAUUCAUUGCAGUCUAAACAGGCAGCUAAUGACUUUUGUUCAGUCGUAUGGGAUACUUGUCAGAAUGUAUAUGUGUUGAAUUCCCUAUUUGCUCCUGCAUUACAAGGCCAAGCUGGGAUACCAGUUACUUCCAAUUUUUCCAAAUUGACUGACUUCUGGCAGUCAAAAACUGAUUUCUGCAAUGUAUUUGGCAGAGCUUCAACUGAUGGAUCAGUAUGUUUUAGCGGUGAACCUGUCACACUAAAUAACAGUGGAACUCCUAGCCCACCAAAUGGUUUGUGUUUGGAAAAAAUAGGGAAUAGCUCUUAUGUGAAUAUGGUUGCUCAUCCUGAUGGGUCCAGUCGUGCGUUCUUUUCUAACCAACCAGGUAAAAUAUGGUUGGCAACUAUUCCUGAAGAGGGAUCAGGGGGAACAUUGGACCUUGAUGAAUCCAAUCCAUUUCUAGAUUUAACUGAUGAGGUUCAUUUUGAUACUAAAUUUGGGAUGCUGGGUUUGGCAUUUCAUCCGGAUUUCACAAAAAAUGGGCGUUUAUUUGUUUCAUUCAAUUGUGACAAGGUUCAGUGGCCAAGAUGUGCAGGAAUAUGUUCGUGCAAUUCAGAUGUGAACUGUGAUCCUUCACAGCUGCCUCCUGAUAAUGGUGCCGGGCCUUGCCGUUACCAAAGUGUUAUUUCUGAGUUCACUGCCAAUGGUACUGCAUCUCAGCCAUCCUUGGCAAAAAUUGCCAAACCGACAGAAGUGAGAAGGAUAUUUACCAUGGGCCUUCCAUUUACAUCUCAUCAUGGUGGACAGAUCCUUUUUCGACCCUCAGACGGAUAUUUGUACUUUAUGAUGGGGGAUGGCGGAGGAACAGGAGAUCCUUACAAUUUUUCCCAAAACAAGAAAUCGUUGCUUGGAAAGAUUAUGAGACUUGAUGUUGAUAACAUACCAAGUGCAGCAGAAAUAAAUAAGCUUAGUCUGUGGGGAAACUACUCCAUCCCAAAAGACAACCCUUACGUUGAAGAUCCAGAAUUGCAACCUGAAAUAUGGGCAUUAGGACUACGAAAUCCUUGGCGCUGCAGUUUUGAUUCAGAAAGACCUUCCUACUUUAUGUGUGGAGAUGUUGGGCAGGAUCAGUAUGAAGAGGUAGAUCUCAUCUACAAGGAUGGAAACUAUGGCUGGGGUGUUUAUGAGGGUCCUUAUUAUUAUACUCCUCCAUCAUCACCCGGUGGAAAUACUUCUAUCAAUUCCAUAAACCCAAUAUUCCCAGUAAUGGGAUACAAGCAUUCUGAUGUUAACAAGAAUGAAGGAUCAGCAUCAAUUACAGGGGGCUAUUUCUAUCGUUCAAAGACGGAUCCAUGCUUGUAUGGAAGGUACUUGUAUGCAGAUCUGUUUGCAGGUGCUAUUUGGGCAGGCACUGAAAGUCCAGAAGACAGUGGAAACUUUACCUCUAGCAAGAUUCCUUUUGCUUGCGCCCAUGAUUCUCCGAUACAAUGCAGCUCUGUGCCUGGAACUCCUGCUCCUGCUCUGGGUUACAUUUACUCAUUUGCAGAGGACAACAAGAAGGAUAUUUUUCUCCUAGCAACCAAUGGGGUGUAUAGAGUUGUUCCCCCAAGUCGCUGCAAUUAUACUUGCUCAAAGGAAAAUGUCACGGCUGUGGUAAAUCCAAAACGUGCCUCCUCCCCUACUUCACAGGCAGGCAGAUCGAAUGAAAUGUACAAGAAUUUGGCCCUCCUUUUCUCUUUGUUGUUGUGCUUGUUUGGUUUUUUCUAGCAUGUUAAAAAAUCUUCCUUUGUAUGGAAUGAGGGAUGGUUUUGUUGCAUCGAUUGUGCAAGAUUAUGUCUUUCUGAAUGAUUUAUUUUUUCAUUGGAUUCCAUUAUCCCAAAGG